Molecule: messenger RNA, 2846 nt
Organism: Contarinia nasturtii (swede midge)
Lineage: Eukaryota; Metazoa; Arthropoda; Insecta; Diptera; Cecidomyiidae
Exons: 2
Coding region: 195-2753 (852 amino acids)
Source: RefSeq, a predicted model, not a curated record
AGCUUAGUUUUCAUCUCUUCGAGAAUUUCAAUAGCAAAUUGAAACAGAAACUAAUCAAAUGGUCAAAUGUGAUGAGAUUGCAAGCGAUAUUGAAUUUGCAAGUGAGAACAUGUGCUAGUAUGGACAAAAAUCGAUCAAAGUACAGUUAUUUGUAUAUUAUUAUUUAGAAAGUUCUUGCGAAGGUCGAAACAAAUAUGAAAUGGAUAUUGUUAGUGCUGGUGAUUAGUUUCGAAUGUAUUAAUUGUGAUCAAAGUGAUCUGAAAAAUGGUCAACAUACCAGUAGCAAUGCUGGAAUGGACGACUAUCGUGGCCCUCGAACAUUUAGCUUCGAUAGUAAAGAAGAUGAUAGUGGUAUUCAUUUACACUUUUGGAAUGAUAUGAACAAUAAUGAAAACUAUUAUCCAAAUCUAAUGAAAUACAUAACAGCCGAAGCGGUUAACAAAGAUUUGGUAAAACCACCACCAAUGCACCAAUCAACAGACGACACGGAUAGUAUUCAUAUUAAUUUGAAUGAAAUUUUGCCGCAGCCACAAUCGCAACAAUCGCCAAAAAAUCAAUUGAAAAAUGCGUUUGCGCAAACAUUGGGACUCGAUGAAUUUCGUAAAAGUGAUCAAAAUCUAUACGAAACAUAUUAUAAAUUGAAUGCUGAUCGUUACAAACAAAGUCCAUUCAGUUGGAAUUAUCAUCCAUCAGCGAUCAAUUACAUUCCAAAAGUGUACGAUACGAAUUUGAAUAAUGCGGCACCGUUGCAAAUGCAAAAGAUACCAUCACUUGGUGGAAUCCAGCGAUCAACAUUAUACGAUCAAAUAUAUGGUACAAAGCAUUUUAUACAUGAUUAUUAUACGAAUUUGCAUAAAAAACCGAAGAGUGUAAUUGAUGCCGUUGGCUAUGAAAUUGGUGGAUUACCCAAAUACAGUGGACGUUUAUUAGCCAAUGAGCCGAUGCCUACACAAUAUCGAACUUUUAAAAUGUUCGAACCAGUACCAAGGCAAAUAAUGUUACCGCCACCAACAACUCGAAUACCCGACUUUAAACCGGUGCCGCCACGUUUAAAAGUGAUUCCAGUCAUUGAUGAAUAUCUUGAAACUCGACCAAAUUCCCAACAAAUACCGAAUUCAUUACCAUGGACUGUUAUCAAACCGAACGAGAAACUAAAACCAUUGCAUACGAAUUAUCUUUAUCCAACACCACCACAAAUAAUUCCGUUCAAAUUUAGUGAAGCCAUUACAAAGGCACCGAUUCGCACGUUCGCCCCAAAAACGGAAUUUAAUUACAUUGAACCAUCGACCGAGUCGUAUUAUAAACUUCAAGAUCUAUUUAAUCGCGGUUCGGCCAAUGAGUAUAUUCAUAGUUCAUCAACAACGUCACCACCAUCAAAUGCCUAUUUACCCAUACAUCGAGAUCAAAAGCAUACCAACACCAACAGUGUACAAUCACAAAUCGCUUUUGAACCGAUGAAUGAACCAAUUUCGAACAAUGGAUACCGCAAUGAUUCUAAAUCACAGGUUUUCACUAAUGAACCCUAUACACAUGAAUAUAUGACAAACAUAAAUCAUAUAAACAAUAAUAAUAAUAACAUUGGCACCGAAUCACUCAAAUUUAUUUCAACGGAAGAUUCUCGGUCCCCUUUAAAUAAAAAGAAAACAGUGCAACAAUUGAAUGACAAUAGUUUCGAGCCAACGAAACGAAAAAAAGUUAAAACAUCGCGAAAACCACAACGAGCACAUGAGAAAAUCACAAAUGAUGUCAUUAAAUUGAAUGUAACAGGUUUUCGUAAUGUGUCGCAAGAUGAUAAUCGUUUUGGCAAGAAUAGCGAAUCGUUCGAUAAAAAUCUGUUUAAAAAAGAAAGUGAUGCAUACAAUGUGGAUAAAUUGAAAUUGCAUGCAAUCGAUAGUGUAUCGGCUGACUCAAUUCAAUUGAGCCAAACAUAUAGUCGGCAAACUACAAAUGUUCCGCAUUCAAAACCAACGUCAGCGUCCAGAGAACAGGACAGUAUAUUGAUGCAAUUGGCUAACGAUGUUAAAAAGGCGCUGUUAACAUCAUUGGGCAAUGAUACCAAUAAUAAUUUCUAUGAAAGUGAUGAAAUGAAACAAAAAGAUCCAUUUCUAAUAGCGGUCUAUGAUCGAAAUGAACGAACGAAAUUCGAUGACGAAUCUCGUCUGGGCGAUGAUUUACAACUUGCCGAAACAAUGGACCGAAGUAAUUCGUUGAUGAGAAAUGCAACUAACGAUGGCAACAGUUCAAUUCAACGUAUCGAUCAUGGUUGGGCCACAUCAACCGAUCAUGACGAUCAAAAUACACACCAAAAUGUAAACAAACAAGACGAACGUAAUCAUGACGACAAUCAUCAAAAUAAUAGCAACAUUAAAACCGUACAAAAACCGUCCCAUACGAUAAAUGAUGUCGCAAAAAAUGUAAAAAACCAUACAAGCAUUGAGGAGACACAAAAUAAUGAAUUGAACAGCACAUUCAUAAAUAAUAAUUACUACAAAUGGUUUAAUAACUAUGCUGAAAAGAAUAAAAAACUCGGUCGCACAGUUAUCUCGGAACAUUUUAAGAAAGUCGAAAUUGAACCGAAUAUCUCGUUCGUUUUACCAAGAAAUCAAGAGAAUUUGUCUACGAAAACCAAACAGGAAAAGGUCUAUCGUUCAAGAAGGUCUGGCGAAAAUGAAACCGAUCCAACGGUGACACCAAUUAAAUGUAGCACAACUUGCACUCAAUCAUUACCACAAAUCAACGAUCCAAUUUCCUAAAACCAAAGUGUAACACUAAACUAUUUGUUUUGUUUCUAUAUUUUAUCGAUUUUCUCUCUGUAAGCUUAUAUUAAUUUAGAUCGUUACAUUGUU